Molecule: messenger RNA, 3560 nt
Organism: Pseudoliparis swirei
Lineage: Eukaryota; Metazoa; Chordata; Actinopteri; Perciformes; Liparidae
Gene: fam161a
Product: FAM161 centrosomal protein A
Exons: 7
Coding region: 133-2400 (755 amino acids)
Biological process (GO): cilium organization
Cellular component (GO): cilium
Source: RefSeq, a predicted model, not a curated record
GAUACCGUCCAUCGGGCACGCGGUACGGCGGCUCCUGACUACUCUCAAAAUACCGCAUAUUAAAAACCGUAUAUAUACUUUUACUUUUUUUAUAUUUAUAUUAUAUAGAACUGUAACAUAUUCUACGACGUUAUGGCGAACGCCCACCGGACAAACGUGCUGGUCACGUCGUGUCUGAAAACGCCGGUGGACCCGCGGACCAGGGCGCGGUUAACGUCUUACGAGCGGGAGCGAGCGCUGCCGUGCGCGGCCUCGUGUCACUGGGACCACCGGCACCGCGAGGAGGAGCAGGAGUACGAGGACUCAGGCUCCGAUUCCUGUGACGAGGACGGCGUGGUGAAGGGCGGUUCUCUGGCGGCGGCGGCGGGAGGAGACCGCCUGGACCUCAGUGAAAUCUUCUUCUCCAACGAGGAGUACUACAGCAAGCUGGAGGAGCUGAAGAAGGCCCACCUGCGCACCAUGGCGGAGCUGGAGGGCCUGUACCGGCACAAGCUGCAGCUCAGGGCCGUGGCGCCGCUGGACGCCACGCGGCGGGAGGCCGGCGGGCACAGGCUCCCGUGGUCGAGCUGCAGCCCGGCGGCUCCACGCCGGUUGAAGAAGUCUCGCUCUGCCGUGGAGCUCAGGAGGAGCUCCGGAGCCUCCGACUCCUCCGACGGAGGGGAAGACGUGCCCAACGGGGCGGAGCCGGGUUCUCCGUUCUCCCCCAGAGAACUCAUCGAGAACAUGUGGCGCGACUUCCAGCUGUCGCCUCACCUCCACCACCUGUCGUCCUCCUCGGUGCGCAGCCUGCCGACGGGCCGGGGGACGCCGCGGAGGGCAAAGGGGCGGAGGAGGCGGGAGGACGGCGAGGAGGAGGAGGAGGAGCUUUGGAGACAGCUUUGGAGACACCGGCUCACCGUGCCGAAGCCGUUCCAGAUGACGCUGCGCGAGGCGGAGCGGCGGCGGCGCGGCGUGAAGUCGCGCUCGCAGAUGGAACACGAGAACACGGCGCUGCGGCGGCAGCUGGAGGAGCUGACGGAGUGCCAGAAGAAGUUCCGCGCCGGCGCCGUGCCGGCUCACGUCCACCUGCCGCUCUACGAAGAGCUGCAGGAGCGGCGGCGGCGGCGCUCGACAGAACGCGAAGACCGGCGCCCUCGACCCGCCCAGAAGCCCUUCAGUUUCCUGGAGAGGGAGCGGCUGAAGAAGGAGCAGAAGCAGCCGGCGGCGGCGGCCGGCGACCAGGAGGCGGUCAAACCCUUCAAGGCCAAACCCGUGCCCAAGGCGGUGUACGCGGCGGCGUCCGGGGAGCAGAUGAAGGAGGAGCAGCUGUAUCGCUCCAUCAAGAUCCAGAUGAGGGCGCAGGAGACGCUCCACAGCGCCGCCGCGCCGCCCGGCGAGCUCGCUCGGCGACGAGGCGACCGCAAGAGAACGGGCGACAAGGCGGCGGCGGCCUCGGGGGACGACGGCUUCUCCCACCGGCCGCACAUCAACGCCGAGGUGCCCGACCACGACGCCAGCUACCGGCGCUUCCGGCGGCACCUGGAGCGACAGAAAGGGACGAAGCCCACGACGGCGUGCGAGCCCUUCGAGCUGAGGACGGCGCGCAUCGCCUCGCGCCGCGAGCGCAUCCUGGCCGACAUGGAGGAGGAGCGGGGCGUCCCGUGGGCGACCCGCCGGCCCUACGUCGGCCCCGGGCCGACGCGCCGGGCGACCUCCAGCCGCUGCUCCUCCGUCUCCGGCAGCCUGGAGCUCCUCCCCGCCAAGGUCACGGGCGCCAGCAGGAAGCGCGAGGAGGCCGUGAGAAAGCUGCUGCAGGAGAGGAAGAAGGCCGAGGAGGAGGAGGAGCGCUGGAAGGAGAGGCAGAGGCGGAGGGAGAAGAAGCUGCAGAGGGUGGUGCGGAGGCGCGCCCAGGCCCACGACCCCCACCUGGCGCUGGCGCAGGCGCACCCGGCCAAACUCAAAGAAUUCAGGAAUCAAGAGCUUCAGCGUCAGAAGGAGUACGAGCUGGAGAUCAAAGAGAUGAAGCAGAGGGUGAAGGGGAGGCCGCUGCUGCUGGAGCAGGUCGCUCAGAGGAACGCCAAGCAGGCGGCGGAGAAGCGCUUCGCGGACGCCGUGCGCGGGUGCGACCUCACCGAGGAGUUCAUCAGCAGCGCGGCGGCGGCGGCGGCCGGGGACGACAGACGCAGAGGUGACCUCAUUGUGUUUGCUAGUGAUGAAGAGGAGCCGGACACGGGCCACGAACCGGUCCACUGCCGGAAGGUGUUCCUGGACGACGGUGGCGGGAGCCCGGAGGAACGGGACGGGGGGGGCAGCGGCGCCGCCGGCCGCCGCGACUCGGAUGAAAGUUACCGAUACUCGGACGAUCACAAGGAAUACUCGGACGACAGCGAGCACGAGGAGGAGCAGGAGGCCGGGAAGUGAUGAUGUCAUCACGUUUUAUAACUCACCGAAGAGGAGGCUGGUUCGUCCCUAAAUGACAGCAUGUUGUGAUUAGUUUUCUCUAUCGCGAGCAGCUAGUUGGGGUUACUGACAUUUAGCAUUUUGCACAUGUUUAAUUUACACGUCCGUUAAAUGUGAAAUAUGAACUGAAUGCAGUGAUUUUGUUCUGUUUCCGUCUCAUCGAUGGAAUAAAAUGCAGAAGUUUCCACGCUUGACGAAGGUAUUUUGGCCGUUUUCAUAUGUUUUCUUGUCAUCUAGGGUGAAAAGCACAAUAAUGAAUAACAUUGAUGAGACACUCACUCUACAGCCUCUCCUCGGCAUAUUGCACCAGUUUAUACAGGAAAUGAUGAUACGUGCAAAAACAAGUGUUAAUAUGUGUAACUACAAAUAGUUUGUCCCAUGAUCAUUAACUUGUACAUUUAUUUUCAGAUUUUAAGAGUUCAAGAUUUGUUAGAUUAGAAGGUAAUUAGAAAUUAAUGUGUGUAUAUAUAUAUAUAUAUAUAUGUAUGUGUGUGUCCGGUUUGGUGUCAUAUUGACGGGGGACUGUCAGAAAACAUUUUAAUAUCUUAUUUAUACAGUAUAUUUAAAAAUAUAUAUAAUUGGUUUAACUAUGAAGCCUUUUGUAAAAAAAGCAUUCUAAAGACGUUAUAUCAUGAUAUAUUAUUAUUUUUACUAAACUAAUGUUUUGAAUGCAGGAUUUUAACUUUUAGUGGAGUAUUCUCACAAGAAGUUAUUUGUACUUUUACCUCAGCAAAGAUCAGAAAACUUCUUCAACGAAUGUUUAAGAAGCAGCUAAAUGGAAUUUGUCCGUCGUUCAUUUAAUGUAUAUUAUUUACGGUUGUGCUUUCCUGUGACAAAAAGUCUGGAAUCAAAAUGCCUCAUUUCAAUGAAUUCACAGUUAUAAGAGGAACAAACAGGAGCGUUGAGUCAGCAAUAAUGUUUGUGUAAUGUUUAUGGCUCUCAUUAUCUUUAUUUGGGGUCAUAAAUAAUUGUAUAACUGGAUGUCACUUUAGAUAAAAGACUCGAAGGACAUGUGUGACUUCCCAGAAAUUGAGUAACUUGUAUUGUUGUUUUUUGUUGUCUUAAACUUGUUUAUGUCACGAUGGACCAUCUGCAAUAAAACCACUUAUUCAAAACAACAA